Messenger RNA from Phoenix dactylifera (date palm), 1954 nucleotides. NCBI's taxonomy places the organism in Eukaryota, Viridiplantae, Streptophyta, Magnoliopsida, Arecales, Arecaceae. The record is from RefSeq and is a predicted model, not a curated record.
UAUAAUAUCUUGCGUGCGAGUGCUGCCGCGCGCGCGCUCAAAUUUGGCGUUCCCUCGUGCACGGUCGUGGCGUCGAUUCCAAAAGGCAGGAGAGUGGAUGUGGUACGCCCUGUCCCCAGAUCGGCCUUUCAUCACGUUCCAAGGCCCCGUAGGGAGAUGGUGAGACUAGACGAGCUGAUCCCUAGUGGAAACUUUGGUCGCAACAGGGCCGAAGAAUCGGAUGAAGAAUGGGGCAAAGAAUACCCUGACAAAGAGGAGUGGAUCAAAAGUGUUUGGGAGAAAGUAAAUUUAGCACAACCUACGGACCAUCCCGAGGAACCAUGCGCCAUCUUCGAGGUCCCCAACCACAUCCAACAGUUGGAAAAUGAAGCCUACAAACCAAUAAUUGUUUGCCUCGGACCUUUUCGCCGCAAAAUCCCGGGGAGUUACAUCACGAAGUACCACAAGCGGCGGUGUGUCCGGCUCCUUCUAUUGCGUCAUCGAAGUCAGGAGCGUGCACGUCAAUUGUUGAGCGGGUGCUUGUUGGAGUUGAAGAAACACGAUGAGAAGGUCCGGAGCUGCUACUCUCAGGAAUUCUCCAAACUGAAUGCCCAAGAUAUGGCAAUGAUCAUGUUGCUUGAUGGGUGCUUCAUCAUUUACCUCAUGCUAAAAAUGUGUCCCAGGAAGGAAUCAAGAAGGAGACAAAGAAGGCGAAGGGGAUUGCAAAGGAGAGAGGGUAUGAUUGAGACGAGGGAAGGGGAGGUUGUUUUAAAUAUCGAGGAGGAUGAGCAGCUUGAGGGCCCAACUGUGGCAGGGCUGUUCACAAUUCAUGUAGUGAUUUAUGAUCUGCUGAAGCUUGAGAACCAAAUUCCUUUCUUCAUCAUCCGAUUGCUAUUUGAUCAUCUCAAAACAUGCGAGGAUGGACAGAUUGAUCUUGUUGACCUUGCUCUCCAGCUUUUCAAGGGCAUCCAUCCCGAGAAAUCCAAAUCAUUCGAGAAGAAGUCCCCCGAAGAAUACCAUCAUCUGCUCCAUCUAUUUUAUUCAUCUCGGAUCCCUUCAGAAAAGCCAGCAGAGUCCACAUCUGCACCAAGAGAAGAUGCUCCCAAGUGGAUUCCUAGUGCGACGGAGCUCCUCAGGGCUGGGGUGAAGUUCAGGAAGAAGGAACAGGCAGACAGUUUCUUGAACAUACAAUUCCAGAGAAGGAAGAUGAAGCUCACGCCAUGGCUAUGCCUCCAGAAUUUGUGUUUAAAGCUUAGGAGUGGGCGGAUGGAGAUACCACAACUGCAAAUCUAUGGCUAUACCGGUCCUCUCUUCCAAAACCUCAUAGCUUUCGAACAGUGCUAUUUCGACACUGAGAUGUACUUUACGAUAUACGCACUCUUUAUGGACUGCAUCAUCGACCAGGCUGAGGACGUGCGGUUGCUCCAAUUGAAAGGCAUACUGGAACAUAAGCUAAGCAGUCCUCAAGAUGUGGCAGACCUCUUCAAUCAGUUGGGCAGUCGUUUGCACUAUGUUCGGGAAAAGAACUACCUUGCAAAACAGAUUAAGGAAGUAAACAGCUUUUAUGAAGUCAAAUGCCACAAAAGGCUUGUUACUUUGAGGCGAGACUAUCUUGGCAACCCAUGGGCUAAAAUUUCAGUGUUUGCAGCGGCCCUUCUUCUCUUUCUGACCAUCGAGCAGGCAGUAUUUUCUGCAUUGUCCUAUUUUCACUCUCCAUAGGCGUCAUUAACCUGCUUGCCUGUGCAAACAGGGAUCAGGCAACAGAUAUAAUGGAAGGGCGAGUGGACAAGAAAGGAUUCCCUCCAAACAUAGAUACUGGAGAAUUUUUCGUUUAUCUGGGGAGAAUAGAAACUAGACGAUUAACUAUGGUUGUUAGGUAGUAUAGAUAAAUGCAGUUGGCUAUGCUGUUGACCUCAUAAAAAAUAAUUUGCUGCGAUGUAUCAUGGUUGGUUUGUAAUUUUCUUCAAUGUUAGCU